AUGUUCGAGACGCAAAUAUUAUACAUUCCACACUGGAAAGAUUUUAAACGGACUGCAACAGCAACCGAAAUUUUGGUCCUGGCUCAAAGAUACAUUGAGCACUUGAAGGAUGUGCUUGAUGGUGUCCAAACGUAUGAUGUGAAAACCAAAAGAAUUAGAGCCUUUAAAAUGGAAAAUUUUAAAGACGGGGUUGGAUAUGAGUUGGAACAAUUGCGUGAACCCAGUAGAAAGCGUCAGGCGACGGAGCACGAAAUGGAGCCAGAGCCAAAGAAACUAGCAACAUCCGAACCAGCUACAGUACCAGACAACUUCAAAGUUCCAGAGCUCCACAAGGCACCCAGUUUCGUGAGACAGUUUUCUGAAAGGACUAGGCCAUGA
Messenger RNA from Caenorhabditis briggsae, 378 nucleotides. The coding region runs from base 1 to 378 and encodes 125 amino acids. The transcript is spliced from 4 exons. Lineage: Eukaryota; Metazoa; Nematoda; Chromadorea; Rhabditida; Rhabditidae. The record is from RefSeq and is a predicted model, not a curated record.